GUAUGGUAUUGCCGUGUCGUGGGACUUUGCUGGGCGUGUUGUGGAUCUAGAUUUGCAGGCUGUUGUUGUUGAUGACCGCGGAUUUAUCAUCGAUGCGGUUUACUACAACAACAUGAAGGCACUCAAGGGAUGCAUCACGCACUCCGGGGAUGAACAGACUGGGCAGAAGGCAGGUUUCGACGAACUCAUUUGGGUGAAUUUGCCGAAGCUGCCGGAAAAUGUGAGGCUACUAAUUUUCGUAAUUGCUGCUUUCAGUGGUGGCAGCUUGCGCGACGCACAGAAUGGAAAGCUGCAUGUGCUGGAGGGGAAUAAAGAUUGCGAGGUCGCAAGAUUUCCCUUGGAGCAGAGUAUCUACGAAGUAGACGCUGUGGCAUCCAUCGUCCGUCAGGAAGAAGGAUGGCACAUUCAAAUCAUUGAUGAGCCCGCAAGAGAAGGCCGGCAUUUUAUUGACAUCCUGGAACCUGUGCUUGGGAACAUCAUCCGCAAUGCUAUUCCGGGUGCUCCAAAGCGUCAGAAGGUGGCGUUUGCCAUGGAGAAAGCAUCUGUUGUGGAUCUGCCACAAAGCGAAUCCCUUGGCAAAGUGCAGGCUUGUUUAGGAUGGGAUGUCUCAUCGGAUGCUGGUGGCGAUGUUGAUUUGGAUGUGUCUGCGGUAGUUGUCGGUGGCGAUGGAUGCGUUCGGGGUGCUGUUUUCUUUGGAGAGCUUGAGGGAUGGGCCUUGACUCAUAGCGGAGACAACCUCACCGGGGAGGGUGAUGGGGAUGACGAGGUCAUUACCGCCAAUCUUCAAGAAAUACCUGUGGACAUACAGCAAGUUGUGUUCGUAGUCAAUGUCUACACCCGCGGAGUUACCUUCGAGAAGGUUUCCAACGCCUACUGUCGAAUCCUGGACUCCUCCGGUGAGGAGAUGGCACGCUACGUGCUGCAUGAGGGCCGUGGAGAACGAGGGCUCAUCAUGGCCAGAUUGUUCAGAGAGAACGGUGAAGCAGGAUCACGUUGGGGCUUUCAGGCGCUGGGCAGCUUCUGUCGCGGUCAAACCUGGAAGGACUCAGUGCCAGACAUCCAGUCGCUUGCUCGAAAAACUGCAAGACAGCUGCAGAUGCGAUCUGGCACCAUGAGCUUUGCCCAGGAGUCCUCAAGUGAAGCUGCAGUGUCUGCAGCUCCAAUCGCUCGAGAGGAAUCUUCGCCAAAGUCUGGGGCUUGCCACGUCAUGUAG
Symbiodinium pilosum is the source of this 1213-nucleotide messenger RNA. The record is from the annotation of a GenBank genome assembly. Lineage: Eukaryota; Dinophyceae; Suessiales; Symbiodiniaceae.